This is a messenger RNA of Nematostella vectensis (starlet sea anemone), 3623 nucleotides long. RefSeq lists its product as uncharacterized. The record is from RefSeq and is a predicted model, not a curated record. Lineage: Eukaryota; Metazoa; Cnidaria; Anthozoa; Actiniaria; Edwardsiidae. The transcript is spliced from 3 exons. The coding region runs from base 1584 to 2480 and encodes 298 amino acids.
UCAUUUUAAUUUUAAAAUUCUGAAUAGAUUAAACGAAAGGCAUCCUAAUUUGCGUUAAAACUUGUACUCUAGGCACCUAUAGCCAGCAGGCAGACGCGUACCCAGAAUUGGCUGAGGGGAGAGGGGAUGCGCAGUCAUAGGUAUCAUAUAGAAAAAGCAUAGUAUUUGAAGGUUCAAGGUACAGGCCUGAGGAAUAUUAAGAGAAAUUUCCCCCUAAAUUUCGAGCACCAAAAAUUGAGCAAAAAAAAAAGGAGGAAAAAAACAACAACAAACGAACAAGGAAACCCGUUAAAAGGUAGGUACAAAAAAGAAAAACCGGGCAACAAAUCUAUCCGUUAAAGAGUAGCAUGAAAAAAAAAACUCAGUAAGCUACCGUCGGAUAUCGAGUUUUCCGUCCCGAAUUUGAUUCAAUUUUCCAUUGUAAAUGAAAUGAAAGUCUAUUUAAUGGGAAUAAUGUGACAAUUUACCGAAUAUCCCACGCGUUCAUUGGAGAGAUUAGGAGAGACAUGUCUCAAUUUAUAGAUGGCACUCAUAAAAGGUCUGAAUAAUCGAUUUACAAUCUACGUGCAAAUGGCUGAUGAAGGUGCGAAGAAUUUGCUAAGAUUAUAGACGUGCGAGCACGUAGAGUCGAUUUCAAGUGAUUACACCACCCUGAGUUUGUUCCCCUGUGGUGUCUGGGCCCCCUGUGGUGUUUCCGCCUAAGGAGCGUGGAACACAUGCUGUGUUUUUUAAAGGAAGGUAAAAUGGAUCCUACCUUCGACAUAUAUGCUCUAAAAAGCACUUCGUGAAAAACAAGGGGACGAAUACACCCCUUUUAAAUUCGCAGGAUAUUCUACACUCAUCUGUAUUGUUAAACACAUUCUCUCAAAGAAAUGAUAAUAUAAUCCUUAUCUGGUCCUCUAAUCGCUUUUCUUCGUUUAUUGUUGUGCCAAGUAUUAAAAUCGCAUCUUGGUUUUAUGUAAGAGGGUCAUAUUUAACGCUAGGUAUAAUACAAGACUUGUAAGCUAAUCUUAGGGAUUAAAAAAAACUGUUAUAAAGUGAUGUUUGUUUCUCAGCACCUGAAACAAUGCCGUGUCAUCAGCUUCCCCUUUCAACCGGUAGUAUUAAUACCUAUUUACCGUUCGCAAAGUCAUUUGAUACGAACCUUUGCAUUCUAGAACUUCAUUAUCUUACUGUUUGUCGUGGGUAUUAUAAGGCUUCCGAAAAUUUGGCUUAUUAAAACGGCAAGAACAAAAGAAGGGAAACACGAAAUGAGUGCAUUCUUGACAUUAAAUACCAUAGAUCCUGAAAAGGAACAGUUUGAAACUAGUAUGAUAAUGCAUUGGCCAAUCAGAGUAUAGAAUCAGCAUCAUCAGAAAAUAAUCUAGCCAAUCGGGUAAGAGCAAUUGUCAUAGCUUUCUUACUUGCUUUCAGAUGUGAUAUCGGCAUUAGGGAAGUGCCCCGGUUUACAUGAUAUCAAAAUAAAUUUCGAGCCACUUUUGAUUAAUCAAAAACAUGCUUGAUUUACAACACCAAUCAAUAAUGGAAGGAAAACUAGCAGAGCCGUAGCGUUAAGUGAAAAUAAGAGCACAAGUUCACGAAAAAUGGAGGCGCUAAGUCUCUACAUUGUCUUAAGCUUAAACUUGCUGGUUAAAAUGUCCGAGGCAGAAACAAGUCGCUCGGAGAUAUUCGAGAUAACGCCGUUCCACCUCCUAAAUACAAAGGCAGUGGCAACAACGGCUGUUGCUUCAGACUUGGAGUGUGCUUUACCUUGCUCGAGAAGAGACGACUGCCUAUCGUUCAAUAUUGCUGUCGUUGCGGAAGGCUCCAGUCGACUUUGCCAGUUGCUUAGUACAACGAAUGAGCAAGAGAAAGGGAAAUUCUACCCAUCCAAGGACUUUCACCACUUUACCAAAACGACGGCAUGCAGGGGGGUCCUGUGUCCCGAACGGCAGCGGUGCAUAGUAAACGCUGAAGGGGUUGGGUACCAUUGUGUCUGCCUGGAGGGGCUCACCGGAGAUGACUGUGAAACAGCCAAAUGGAUUAAGGUCACAAGCCAUCCCGUGUCCUUCGGCGCACGUGAUGAUCAACCAGGUGUAUUCCAAAUCCAAGAAACCGGAAAAAUCAUUACCUUUAAACUGGUACAUGUGUCCGGUUUUGUGUCAGUGGACAACAGCAGUGGCCCGAUACGUCGAGGAAAUUGGCAAUCACGCUGCCCGGAUGGUUCAGCUGACGAAAGACUCGCAGUUAUAAUAACAGACAAGAACAAAAAUCUUGUCAUUCCGGAGCUAUCUCAAAUGUCGAUAAAGGACGCGUACUUAUAUAAGGUUCCUGGGUACAAUGGCUCAUCUCCAUAUCUGGUGUACUUAAAUUUAACUACCCCGAGACCCGUGUAUACAGGAGAGGAGUUUCAAGUGUGGCUUAAUCAGGACUUGUUGAACGACAGUGAGUAUAACAAUGAAGGCAUUGAGACGAUUGACGUUUACGCCUGGUACGUGUAAAAGUCGGCCAAUCAAAGAACAGGGGCAGCCUAGGUUAUCAGACUCCCAACAAGCACCUUAAGCAACUGCGACACCGACAACGUGGACGACGGCGGCAGAAAACUUUAUGGAAUUGGAUUGAGAAUUCAAUAGAAGCACGUGAAAAUGUGUUCUGUCAGAUAUUCAUUUGAGAAGACUCAAAGUCAAUUUAGGACGCGGACGUUUUCCCUUUAAACUCUUUUAACUACGUCCCCUACUGUAGAAUGAAUGUCCUUAGAUUAUUUUUCUGUUUCUGACCAUAAUGUCAUACCUUUUCUAUUAAGGUUCCUUGUAACGACGUCCUGAAGUCAAGCAGAACGUGACCAAAAAUAACUUUUUCCUUAGUUCUCAAUUCUGAACUAGUCUUGAUUAAAUAAACUCGUUUUCAUAGUUUCAAAUAAGCAAAGAUACGUUUAAGACCUUUUUUUCGAUUUAGCGAAUAAAAGAUAGUUGAGUUUAAAGUGCGAAUAUUCAUAACCUCCAGGCGCGUAGACAGGGGGUUGCGGGCGCACCCCCCCUUUGGUGGCAAAAAAAUGGAUCAUUUCUUAUUAAGGAAUUUUUAAAAACUAUGCUUUUUCCCUGAUACCUAUGACGGCGCCCCCCUCCUUUUUUGCCAAUCCUGGUCACGCGCCUCCCCUCAAAGGCAGAGAAAACUUUGUUUUCAAAGUCGCAGAAUGUCAGUUUGGUGACAGAGCAAAAAAAAUGGCAUGAAAUUUUCCAAUUCUCAAUAUAUAAGCUCAAGAUUCCACAUACAAGGAGUUUCUCUGACCAAAAGCUUAAUUCCAAAUUUUAAAAAAAUUUAUAAGAUAUGAAAUUUAGAUAUUACCGCGCGCAAAGUUUCCUUAAUUUCUGAUGAGCCCGACUUCUCCCUAAAAACGAGGAGAAUUCAUACUUUGAACAUUUGAAAAUUGCACUUCAAGCCUCAUAUCUCGAAGACGAAUCUAUUAGAAAAAAAACACCUUUUGAUAUGUUGGUUUAGAUAACAUAAGGAACCUCUAUGCAAAAAUUCAAGCUUACCGAAGUUAACCAGACCUCAUUUUGGGAAAACUCGCCAUUUUUUGCUCUUUUCAGUAUGGUAUAUAAGAUAUUAUGUUAUGGUCUACUAAAAAUAAAGGUCAUUGAAUU